Messenger RNA from Phascolarctos cinereus (koala), 2132 nucleotides. It is a transcript of the gene CES3, whose product is annotated as carboxylesterase 3. Lineage: Eukaryota; Metazoa; Chordata; Mammalia; Diprotodontia; Phascolarctidae. The record is from RefSeq and is a predicted model, not a curated record.
UAGAAGCAAACCGUGUCACUGAAGAGACCCACCUGGAGAGGACAUCAGCCUCGGGAGGGGGGAAUUGUUCUGUUCUGACUUUUAGGGGAGCCGGCCCCUGAAGAUGUUCCAGGGCCCCAGAACUCAGGACUAGGAGAAGCCUCCCUCCCCAACUCCAACUGUACCUCAUUUCAGCCCUGGUGGAUCUGGUAACCCUCCAGAGUAGAUACAAUCUUUCUACAAGUCUGAAAUCCUGGGAUUUGUUCCCAUCACCUAGAAUCAGAAACAUUUCAGCACAACCAGGAAUUCCAGAGAAAACCAUGCCAGCUGAACAGAAGUCUCUGCUUUGGUCUCUGACCUGCAUUACCUGUCUUCUGAUUCUCCCAGCUGAGGGGCAAGAGGCUGCUGGACCUGAAGUGGUGACCCAAUUUGGUCGGGUCCGUGGGAAACAGGUCGCUGUCAAGGGAACUGACCAUCUUGUGGAUGUUUUCCUGGGAAUUCCAUUUGCCAAGCCCCCCAUAGGGGCUAGAAGAUUCUCUCCCCCGCAGCCUGCUGAGCCUUGGGAGGGUGUAAAAGACGCCACUGCAUUCCCCCCAAUGUGUUUGCAGGAGUUGGAAAGGACAGACAUUAUGAAAAACACCUUAGAUGGGAAACAGCAACUCUUCCCAGUAUCUGAAGACUGUCUCUAUCUCAACAUCUACACCCCAGCCUCCAGACACAAGAAGGAUAAGUUACCUGUGAUGUUCUGGAUCCAUGGGGGAUCAUUAGCGAUUGGAGGAGCUUCCUCAUUGGAUGGAUCACCUUUAUCAGCCUAUGAAGAUAUCGUGGUGGUAAUAGUACAAUACAGACUGGGAUUCCAGGGAUUCUUGAGCACUGGGGAUGAAUUUGCACCUGGUAACUGGGGAUUCCUAGACCUGGUGGCUGCUUUACAAUGGGUCCAGGGCAACAUUGCUCACUUUGGAGGAGACCCCAACUGUGUGACCAUCUCUGGACAGUCUGCAGGAGGAGCUUGUGUCUCUCUACUUGUUCUGUCUCCUGUGACCAAAGGUCUGUUCCACAGAGCCAUCUCACAGAGUGGGGUGGCCAUCAUGCCAGGUGUCAUCAUAGAUCACCCUCAACCCAUUUUUCAGGACAUUGCUCUCUUACAUGGCUGUGAAGGUUCUAGCUCAGCUGUUUUGAUCCGGUGUUUACGGAAUAUAGAGAACAUGAUAUUCGACAGGAAAUUCUCAUCUCUACCAUAUAUCCCAGCUACUGUGGAUGGUGUUCUCUUACCAAAGUUCCCAGAAAAGCUCCUCUUAGAGAAAGAAUUCCCAAGAAUUCCCUAUUUGUUUGGAGUCACCAAUCAUGAGUUUGGGCACAUGAUACCUUUGGCAUGGAUGCCCCAAAAUCUGGAAGAUGGAAUGAAAAAAGAAUCGGCACUUACCUUGCUGAAGAACAAAAGUGUUGUGUUGGGCACCCCUUCUGAGUUGAUCCAUCUCAUCACAGAUGAGUAUAUGGGUAACCAGACAGACCCAGUCGCCAUUCGGGAUGCAACUCUGGAUAUAUUUGGAGACUUCUUUAUCGUUUUUCCAACUCUGAGGACAUCAAAGAAACACAGAGAUUCUGGUGCUCCAGUCUACUUUUAUGAAUUCCAGCAUCGGCCAAGUGCUUUCAAUAAGAUCAAACCUGCUUUUGUAAAAUCCGACCAUUCAGCUGAGCUCACAUUCAUUUUUGGAGGCCCUUUCAUGACAGAUGAGCACUCCUUGUUGGCUUUUCCAGACUCCACUGAGGAGGAGAAACAGCUAAGCAGAGUAAUGAUGAGAUACUGGGCCAAUUUCAUUCGGAAUGGGGACCCCAAUGGAGAAGGGCUGCCCAGCUGGCCCCUUUAUGACCAAUCAGAGCCAUACCUAGAGCUCAGCUUGACUCCCAGAGUCGGAAGGAAACUCAAAGAGGACGGAAUGGAGUUUUGGGGGAAAUUAAUUCGUGAAAAAGUGAAGCCAUAUUAUGAAGGAAAGAAAGUACACACAGAGUUGUGAUUUCCCCAGCACUGAACUAACUUAACACAUCAAGACCAAAGCAUUUAAAGAGAUCAUUUUAACAUCUUAAACGUUUUGUGUGUGUUUACAACAACAAACAAACCAAUAUAACCAAAUAAAAAUUUAUAACCAAAAUAA